This is a messenger RNA of Mesorhabditis spiculigera, 2367 nucleotides long. The record is from the annotation of a GenBank genome assembly. Lineage: Eukaryota; Metazoa; Nematoda; Chromadorea; Rhabditida; Rhabditidae.
AUGAGCUCCGACGUCAUCAAGCGGGCUGACCCAAGCGACGAUUAUGCAUUGCUACAACGUGUCGGCGCCGGAACCUAUGGGGAAGUCUACAAAGCUCGUCAUAUCCGGAACGGAGACUUUUCUGCCGUGAAGGUUGUAAAGCUGGAGGCUGGCGACAAUUUUUCGGUUAUCCAACAAGAAAUAAUGAUGAUUCGUGAUUGCAUUCAUCCUAAUAUAAUUGCCUAUUAUGGAAGCUAUCUUCGCAGAGACCGUCUAUGGAUCGUGAUGGAGUAUUGUGGGGGUGGCUCGCUGCAGGAUAUUUAUCAGAUGACUGGCCCUCUUUCGGAGCUGCAGAUAGCCUUCGUUUGCCGUGAGACGUUGAAGGGGCUUGACUAUCUUCACAAGAUGGGCAAGGUGCAUCGCGACAUAAAGGGAGCAAACGUUCUCUUGACGCAGCAUGGCGAUGUCAAACUCGCUGAUUUCGGCGUGGCCGCUCAAAUCACUGCGACGAUCGGCAAACGCAAGUCCUUCAUUGGAACGCCGUAUUGGAUGGCCCCGGAAGUGGCUUCCGUUGAGAAAAGAGGCGGCUAUGGCGUCCAAUGUGACGUUUGGGCGAUGGGGAUAACAGCCAUCGAAUUGGCAGAAUGUCAGCCGCCUUUUUACGACUUGCACCCCAUGCAGGUGCUCUACCUGAUGACGAAAAGCACCUACAAAUCCCCGUCGCUCAAGGAGUCGUGCAAAUGGUCGAGCCAGUUCCACGACUUCAUCAAGCAGUGUUUGACAAAGAAUCCGAAGAAGAGGCCCUUGCCCGAAAAGCUAUUGGCGAGCCAUCCAUUGCUGAGCGGUUACUUGAGCUCUCGAAUGACGCGAGAUUUGCUUGAUAGGGUCAACAACACGAGCUCGGGAUUCAAUGCCAACUACUCGGAGGUCAGGCUGUGUGAAAGUGAAGAGAUUGACGAUGAUGACGACCUGCAGCGCUCAGGGCCUUCUCCGAGCUUUAGGUUGGCUGACAUCCUGGAGGGCCAGCGCAUUGGCGGCCGCCCGAAGUUCCGCCCACCAGAUCCGCCGAACAUCUCGGAUGGGUCGCUGUCUGACAGAGACUACCUCCCGAUGCCUGAUGUUCUAGGAGGUGGGCCAUUGCUGCAGGACAAAGUCAACUCAUUUCAAGAUCAUCGGGACCUUCGCACCAUAAAAGUCAAACCCGCUUACGCCAAUGGACCUAUGCUUGGGAGAGCCUCCAGUACUGAAGAGAGAAACGUCAGCUUUCGCAGCGACGCAUCCGAGAAACCACGCCCUGUGACACUGUUCGGUCUUCCAUUGACUCCCAAGGUCUACAUGGGCGCCUGCUUUUCCCAGCUUCUCCAUAACGUAUCCCUAGAUGUGCACUGUGGGGCUUCCUGGAUUAAUCCCACGACCAACGGUGAAUUUUUGCUGAUCGGUGCUGAAGAAGGCAUUUUCGCUAUGGAUUUGGGUAACUUGCAUGAUGCUCGCCUCGUUCAGCUUGACCAUCGUCGCUGCCUCUGGAUGCACAUACACAAAGACAUCAUGAUGGCGAUGCAGGGCAAGACCACAUAUCUAUAUCGGCACGAUUUAUUGGCAUUAACUGCCAAGAAGUUUGCCGUGAAGCUCAGCAAGUCGUUCCGAAAAAUGCCUAUCAAACUGUUCGAAAAGUCUCUCAGCUCCGGAGUACGCCUCCCGGAAACGAAGGACUGCUUGCAAUGUUGCGUUCAGCCCGGGAUAGGGCUUCGCUCCAGUCACCUCUAUUUGGCUGUUACACUGCCCUCAUCCGUCUGGCUUUAUCAAUGGUACGAUCCGCAAAACAAAUUUCUCAGCGUGCGCUCUUGCCAGGUCUGGCCGGGGAGGAUGCAUUUGCACCCUUUCCAGUUGUUGAACACGCGGUCUGACUUUCCUCAAGUUUGCAUCGGCGUCAAGAGAUGUGGUUUGGAGAAUUUCACCUUCGAUUACGUUAGCUUUGGGGAUAAUAGCAAGAUGAUCGAUCCCGAGACUACACUUGAAGUCGGCGACAUUGAUGGUCGGCUUGAAGUGGUUGAUAUGGCCCAGUUGGAGCGUGAUCGAGUUAUUUUCGCCUUUUCCUCAUAUGUUGUCGUCACCGAUCUCAAUGGUGUAUCCCGUCCCGCAUUCCCGAAUGGACCCUCGUUGUUCAAAUUCGACUUUGUGAUCAAGAAGCUAGUCGUACUUUCUGAUUCGUUCUUGGUAUUCCACGCUCACGGCGUCGAGGGGAGAUCGCUGUCGGAACAGGAAACCACUCAACACCUACAUGAUACCUCCAGGGAUGCUGAUCCUGAAAAGCCGGCGCAACGAAUCAACGACGAGGCGUUGGAGCAGCGAGGAUUCCGUGCCGUCAGGAACUCUCGUUCCCGCGGAUUG